AUGUUACGUAACCUAGCAGGGUUAGAAAGCCACAUCGGUUAUACCCAGCCACAUCAGUGGUACACAGCCAAACCAGUGGUACACAGCCACAUCAGUGGUACACAGCCUCAUCAGUGGUACACAGCCACAUCAGUGGUAUACAGCCACAUCAGUGGUACACAGCCUCAUCAGUGGUACACAGCCUCAUCAGUGGUACACAGCCACAUCAGUGGUACACAGCCACAUCAAUGGUACAUAGCCUCAUUAGUGGUACACAGCCUCAUCAGUGGUACACAGCCAUAUCAGUGGUACACAGCCUCAAUAGUGGUACACAGCCUCAUCAGUGGUACAAGCCUCAUCAGUGAUAAACAGCCAUAUCAGUGGUACACAGCCUCAAUAGUGGUACACAGCCUCAUCAGUGUACACAGCCUCAUCAGUGGUACACAGCCUCAUCAGUGGUACACAGUCUCAUCAGUGGUACAAAGCCUCACCAGUGGUACACAGCCUCAUCAGUGGUACACAGCCUCAUUAGUGGUACACAGCCACACCAGUGGUACACAGCCUCAUCAGUGGUACUCAGCCUCAUCAGUGGUACACAGUCUCAUCAGUGGUACACAGCCUCACCAGUGGUACACAGCCUCAUCAGUGGUACACAGCCACACCAGUGGUUAA
This is a messenger RNA of Pecten maximus, 651 nucleotides long. RefSeq lists its product as uncharacterized. Lineage: Eukaryota; Metazoa; Mollusca; Bivalvia; Pectinida; Pectinidae. Bases 1 to 651 code for a protein of 216 amino acids. The transcript has 2 exons. The record is from RefSeq and is a predicted model, not a curated record.